Messenger RNA from Drosophila gunungcola (fruit fly), 486 nucleotides. RefSeq names its product nucleosome assembly protein 1-like 1. Gene Ontology annotation, biological process: nucleosome assembly. NCBI's taxonomy places the organism in Eukaryota, Metazoa, Arthropoda, Insecta, Diptera, Drosophilidae. The transcript is spliced from 3 exons. Bases 1 to 486 code for a protein of 161 amino acids. The record is from RefSeq and is a predicted model, not a curated record. Gene Ontology annotation, cellular component: nucleus.
AUGACUACCCAGACUAAAGAGCACGAAGAAUCCGAAGAAACCGAGAACUGCGAUGAGUUCUGUAGCGCUGUUCAAGCCAUUAACAUUAAACCCGAAGAGCGGCGUAAGUUUUUACAGUUAAUGGUGAAGGCGCUGCCUAAUCCGAUACUGAACAAAAUAGUGAUUCUUAAGAACAUGCAGUUGGAAAACAAGCGAAGGGCCAUUAUCGAGGGUAAAAUUAAGCCCGAUGAACAUAAAUCGAACUUUAAGGAAGUGGAACCUGUGGACGAGAAGACUGAAUACGAUUUUUGUCGUGGGCUGAAACGUUUCAAAGGAGUGCUGCCCGAUGCAAAGGGGAUUCCCUUUAUUUGGCUACCGGUCUUCCGCAACAUAAUUAUCAGCGACAUGAUAGAGGAACAAGAUGAGCAAGGAUUGCUAAUCGAUGCGUCAGUUCGAUAUUUUCUGGGCAACAAUCCUCAAUCGAAGAAAGGACAUGCCUAUAUAUAA